AUGAAGGCCACUUUCUUCCUCGCUGUCUUUGCUCUCCUCGCCGUUGCCACCUCUGCCAUCCCCCACGGUUCCGACCAAUCUGCUAAAGAAGUUGGUAACGAAGGUUCCGUCUCUGGCGUCUUCAACAACUUCGCUGCUGCUGGUGCCUUGAGCGACAACUCUCUCAAGAACUCUGUCAGCCAGUCCGUUUAA
Molecule: messenger RNA, 192 nt
Organism: Phycomyces blakesleeanus NRRL 1555(-)
Lineage: Eukaryota; Fungi; Mucoromycota; Mucoromycetes; Mucorales; Phycomycetaceae
Exons: 2
Coding region: 1-192 (63 amino acids)
Source: RefSeq, a predicted model, not a curated record